AUGCCAGGCAUGAACGUCAUGGUCCCGCUCGGCGGCAUCGGCAGCCGCUUCCAGAAGGAGGGCUACAAGUACCCCAAGCCCUUUGUUAGAGUGCUCGGCAAGGAGAUGAUCCUGUGGGUCGUCGACUCGCUGAAGCUAAGGAAGGAGGACUCGCUGGUGGUCGUAUACAAUCCGGCGUUCCUCGACAUGAGGGAAUUGAUGGAGAUGGUCGUGCAGCACGUGCCGGGCACGAUCCUCGUCGAGCUCCCGGGUCCGACGCGCGGCGCGGCCGAGACGGUGCGGAUCGGGCUCGAGGGCUUAAGUGCGUCACAGCGAUCGCGGCCGACGAUGCUCGUCGACGGCGACGCGUUCUACACUGUUGAUAUUGUCAGCAUGUACCGGGCCAUCUCCACCAAAGCUGGAGGCUCCUUCUGCUUCCGGGACACGCAGCCCAAGCCCAUUUACUCCUACGUCACGUGCGUACGCGGCGUCCGAACCAUCGCUUCGAUUGAUGCGUCGCGGCGAUGGCGUGCUGGUGGGGUGGACGUACGCCCGCCACGACGCCAUCGCCGCGACCGCGUGACGAGGAGCAAGCCUUCGCCGCGACCGCGUAUCACACACAGGGUGGGCGCCGACGGCAAGCAGAUCACGUCCAUCAAAGAAAAGGUCAAGAUCAGCGACUGGGCGAACACGGGCUGCUACUGUUUUAGGGACGGGCAGCAGUUACUCAAGUACUGCGCCCAGAUCAUCGAGCGGGGCGAGACGCAACUUUCUCAGGACAUGAAGGGCGAGUUCUACACGUCGGGCGUCAUCAAGGCCAUGCUCGAUGAUGGGGAGCGCUUCGAAGCUUUGGUGUUGGACAAGGAGGCCAUGCACGUCUUGGGCACGCCGGCGCAGCUCAAGGACUUCUGCCGCACAUGGCCGAAGCCCACGGCGUAUCGAGUUUGCUUCGACCUGGACAAUACGCUCUUCGGGCCGCCCGAGGUGUCGGGCGACUAUUCUACUUGUAGACCGAUCCCGAGAGCCGUCCGCAUGUGCCGCCACCUGAAAACAAUGGGCCACCAUAUCAUAUUACACACGGCGCGGCGCAUGCGCACGCACGGCGCGAACGUGGGCGCGGUCGUGGCCGACGUCGGCGCCGUGACGAUCCAAUCGCUGCAGGAUGCGGGGAUUGAGUACGACGAGCUCCACUUCGGCAAGCCCUGGGCCCAGUUCUACAUCGACGACUGCGGCGUGAACGCGUACGCGGACCUCGAGAAGGAGCUGGGCUACUACCCGCCGACGGCGGCCGCCGUGGCCUCGAAGUACGUGCCGUCGCCCGUCGCCUCGACGCCGCCGUCCGUGGUCGGGCGGGCGCGGCACUCGUCCACGACGGUCGCCCUCGCGGCGGCGUUGGGGGUGGCGGUCGGGGUGCUGGCGGCGCGGAAGUAAUCAUCUCAUGUCGUGGG
Pelagomonas calceolata is the source of this 1427-nucleotide messenger RNA. Lineage: Eukaryota; Pelagophyceae; Pelagomonadales; Pelagomonadaceae. The record is from the annotation of a GenBank genome assembly.